AUGAGAAUAUUGAUUGUAAUAAUUAUAUCAGUUACUCUAAGUGCAUUCUAAGCCAGUUAGAAUAUUAUUCAGGAUCCUCCGAGAACUGAUUUUGUAGAAAGAGUGGUAAUAAAUGAGAUUAAAUAGGACGUAGUUGAUUAAUUGGAUCUGUAUUCGUAAACUCCAUUCGUAGAUUAGAUCAAUGCUUAAGUGGAAUCAUUGUUGAAAGUCAAUGAAAUGCAAUAGAACCAUUCUGAAGAUCCCUCACAAUAUCCCAUCAAAUAGGAAUCCAUACAUUCAGUGUAAUAUUGGCUAGACAAAUUAGAUAAUGAUUAGCUCUCCUAAGAGUUAUCAACCUAAAAUGAUAUCAAUAACCUCUAAUAAGACCAAGAACAACAACUAAAUCAGCCAGAUUAGUCUACUCAUCAUAGCAGAUUGGCUAAAUAUAUAUAAAUUCAAUAAGUAGAGCAACAGUAGCAAUCAGAAACACUCCCAGAUAACUCCAAUUCCAAAGUUGAGGAGACUAACCCUCUCAAAUUGAUGCUCCUCUAUUCCGAUAAUCCCAAAUAAUACAAUGAUGAAAAUGAUUCACGCCAAAUCCUUAUUACCAAUGAACAAAUUUUAGAUCAACUGGAAAAAGAAAAACAAGAUAAGAUCCUCAAAAUGCAGAGUCUUAUUAUAGAACAACUCAAAGACAAAAAACCAGAACCUAUUAAGCAGGAGAGUUUCUUAGAAAGGGAUUAUAUCGAAUGGGAAAUGAAAACAUUGACAAGUAACAACAAUUUGAGGGCUAAAUGA
Messenger RNA from Paramecium octaurelia, 777 nucleotides. The record is from the annotation of a GenBank genome assembly. Lineage: Eukaryota; Ciliophora; Oligohymenophorea; Peniculida; Parameciidae.